Molecule: messenger RNA, 525 nt
Organism: Brassicogethes aeneus
Lineage: Eukaryota; Metazoa; Arthropoda; Insecta; Coleoptera; Nitidulidae
Source: the annotation of a GenBank genome assembly
AUGUUAAGAGUAAGGUUAUCUGAAGAGAGGCAGAAGAAAAAACAAGAGAAUGAUAUUUUAAAAAAAGAAAAGCUGGAGCAACGCAAAAAACAGAAGACUAUUGAGAAGAAACAAAAGCCAUCUACGAGGAAACGAAAAUAUUCCUCAACUACUGAUGAUGAGUCAUGGGUUGAAUCUGGAAGUAGUAUAGAUGACUUAUCUUCUGAAGAAGACAAUGAUAAAGAGCCUGAGGAGGAAAGAGUAAAUGAUUAUAAAGAAGGUGAAUAUAUAUUAGUCAAAUUCCCCGGCAGUAUAAAGGAUUAUAAAUAUGUAUGCAUUAUACAAAAAGUCUUUGAAAAUAGCGAAGUUGAAGUUCUUGGUAUGAAUUGUUGUGACGAAAAUAAAACUAUUUUCAAACCAAACGAUAAAGAUAUAAGUUUUAUCAAAUUGAACCAAAUACUCAAGAAAUUGCCAAACCCUAAAAUUAUUAUUGCUGGAGAGAGACUUAAAUACCAAUUUCUGACACCCAUUGAAGUUGAUGGUUGA